CUGUGAAUACUGCCUCAAUGGAGCAAAAAAAUUGAAGAUAUCUUGAAGGGUACUUUUGUAGUUUUGAUAGUCCCACAGCAUUGUUUUCAGAUGCAGAAGCCAGUAGGCGGUGACCACCAAAAGGCUGCAAAUCUGGUGUGAUAAAAGGGGAGGAGGAACCAAAACAGAUUGUGUCAGCAAAAACAGUAUAAAGUUCCAAGCAUUCGAGUCUCUGAAUCACUCGACUCCUUCUCGAGAGUAGAUGCCAACACCAACACCAACACCAACACAUGAUGGUGUUUUCUCAGUAGAGGGACGAGCCCCUUUACCCUUCAAUACCCUGAUGCGCUUUUGCCUGCCCUUUCUGUUAUCAAAAUCCAUUUCCGUCCUCCUGCUCUUUCCAUUUUCCUUCCAUUGAUAUCCAAUCCGCGGCGAGCCAAACUUUGAGAUAUGCAACCGAUAACUAGCAGCGCCCUUUGUAUUCCUCAGCAAGGCCAACAACAAGACGACGAGCAACAACAAAUCCAGAAAAUCCACAGAGUGGGUCACAUCAAACCAGAAAUGAAUUCUCUCUCUACCUUCAACCCAAUUCUGGGCAACCCAAACUGGAACGUCAGCAACCACCACCUUCACCCAACUCAGUUUCACCAAAACUUUCCAAGCCCACAAACCGACCAUCAAUUAUUCCCUCAAACUACUCGUAGUUUGCCAGACAAUUUACUCUUGCAUCCCAUGGACUCAUCAUCUCUGGUGUUGGGUCUCGACCCAACUCAAUCACAGCCGUUCUUCCCACCCAAACCCUACUUGUCAUCGCUACUCAGCGCCGUCGAGUUGGCUUGUAACUACUCUUUAGACAACCCCUUCGAGUUGUUUUGUGACCCUGGAUUUGUUGAGCCGCCUAUCCAUGAAAACCAAGCUUCCAAUUCCCCUGUUUUUAUAAACAGAGCACAAGGUGGGCUGGUGGAGUUCAACGGAUUAAACCCACUACCAGAAACAGUUGAGUUUGAUUUAGGAUCCGGUUCUAUGACCCAUUUGCUUCAAAAUAGUGGUGGCGCAGCCAUCGACGGUGGUUUUAGUGCAUUGGGCUCACAGUCUUUUGAUGGUUAUCGGGAUCCUUCGUUUCUAAAUAGAGAUAAUGGAUUGAGACCUCUAGAAACUUUGCCUGCUUCUGGUUCGCAAAUUCCUCCUGUGGUUGACCGCGAUAAGGGCAAAAGGCCGGUGGAGGAAGAGCAAGGGAUGUUGUGGAAGGAGCACAACACUGGAGAGGGUGAGAUGGACGAAAUUGAUAGCUCGAGUUUGAUUUCUGAUUCUGAUAUCCAAACAGAGGAUUACAAGGUAGAGGGAGAUGCAAAUAAUGGCGGGGAUAAUUCGAAGGACAAUACUUCAGUAAUCACCGGAAAUAAGAAAGACAAGAAGAAGGGACUACCGGCAAAAAAUCUUAUGGCAGAGAGGCGGCGGAGAAAGAAGGUUAAUGAUAGGCUUUACAUGCUGAGGUCUGUUGUCCCAAGGAUUAGCAAGAUGGAUAGAGCCUCCAUCCUUGCGGAUGCCAUUGAAUAUUUGAAUGAGUUACUACAGAGAAUCAAGGACCUCAACGACGAAAGGCAGUCAACACCACCUGGUUCUUCACUGCAGUCUUCUGCAAGCUUUCUUCCAUCGACACCCACUGCACCUACUCCGCCGUACUACAUCAAGGAAGAACACAACGGAAACUCGUUGCCAAGUCCCAAUUAUCAGCAACCUAGGAUUCAUGUCGAGGUAAGAGAAGGGAAUGAGUUCAAUAUCCACAUGUUUUGUACUCGUAGACCUGGUCUCUUGCUCUCCACUAUGAUGGCCUUGGAUAACCUUGGGCUAGAUGUUCAACAAGCGGUUAUCAGUUGUUUCAAUGGGUUUGUCAUGGAUGUUUUCAAAGCUGAGGUAAGCUUCCUUUCCCAUUGUAUAUGUGCAAGGGAUAAUCAAGGACUCUACCAAUAUUCCUUAUUUUGAUGAAUCUCAAGGAAGUUUUGUUAAAUCUUUGACUUUUGAUAAUUCUUUACUAAAGGAAUUGUAUCAAUCUUCACGUUGGAAUACCCGGUUUUGUAUCUUUACUGUUUCAUUGUUCCGCUCAGUUACUUUCGCGGACACCUGAUGAGAUAACGUCAGUGAUGAAUUUAUCUGAAAAAUAGUCUCUUCUUUAUUUCUUGCUUCUUGAAUUUUCAUGUUGCAAUUCUUUUGUUUACUGGCUGGACUCUUCUGGUAAUCACUUUGUAUCUGCUUUUCAUAUUCGUCCAAUCCUAAUAGCGUAAAUAAAUAGGCAGCAAUAUGCCCACCAAAUAUACCAUAUAUUAGCCAAAAAAAAGAAGAGAAAGAUCAACAUCUUUAGUUGUAGCUCAUUUAAUGGUUGCCUGGAUGUAACGAUGCUUCUUUUGCUUUUCUUAGAAAUGCAAGGGAGAUCUGGACGUACAAAGUGGCCAAAUAAAAGCAGCACUCUUGGAUACAGCCGCCUUCCAUGGUUUGAUAUAGCUUUGUUGAUACGAGAGACUAGGAAAUAGAGGAUCGCGGUGAUUUAUUCUCAAGUCUUCUGUAAAACCAUUCUCUCUCACACCACGGCCUUAACAAAUGAUAAUUGUGAAGAGGUAUUAGUAAUGAACUUUAGAGUAUUACAGCCUUGAGCAGGCAUAAAAGAUUGACACAUUGCCUUGACCAAUUUCAUCUUUUAAAUGCAUUCAGUCAUUAUCUCUCACUAUUAAAUGGCACCCCACCUUACCUUCCUCAAGAGAAAAGAGAAGGGUUCCGUGAAUUCUGCCAUUUGAUGGUGGAUUAUUUCGAGCUUUCAACAAUGGAAAUCGUUGAACCAUGUAACGUGUGGAAAUCGAAUGGUUGAACAGUCAGUCAACUUACGCAAUGUUUCAAGCAAGAUAUGGAUUGUAUUUGUAGAAGUAGAACUUGUUUGGUGGUUUGUCUGAGUCGAGUCGAAAAGUUUUAAUUGUACCACCCUGUGUUUGUGUUGUACUUGUGUCUGUGAUACCAUCCCAUCCUUGUAUUGCUUUCUUGUGAAACCCAUGAUUUUGCCAUUGACCUGUAGGCAUGACACUGACAAUUGACUGAUUGAUUACCAGCAAACAAGGCUUCUGUUUUCCUUCCCUCUUAAUUUUUGCAUGUAUCACAGACACAAGAAUCAUUUCUAUUGUAAACGUUCCAAGGGAAGUGUUGGGGGGUACUAUUCAAAU
Messenger RNA from Ilex paraguariensis (yerba mate), 3185 nucleotides. The record is from the annotation of a GenBank genome assembly. Lineage: Eukaryota; Viridiplantae; Streptophyta; Magnoliopsida; Aquifoliales; Aquifoliaceae.